Messenger RNA from Scatophagus argus, 1380 nucleotides. It is a transcript of the gene tnni4b.3, whose product is annotated as troponin I4b, tandem duplicate 3. The transcript has 8 exons. The record is from RefSeq and is a predicted model, not a curated record. Gene Ontology annotation, cellular component: troponin complex. Gene Ontology annotation, biological process: muscle contraction. The coding region runs from base 183 to 728 and encodes 181 amino acids. NCBI's taxonomy places the organism in Eukaryota, Metazoa, Chordata, Actinopteri, Scatophagidae.
UAUGGGAUGUGAGAGACGCAGUGCAAGAAUGGUGAGGACAGAGGGGCUAUUUUAGUGAGCCACUCACAUGAGCGCUGGAAUCUAUAUAUCUACCCUCUUUCUGCCCUCCUUGUCUCAGAAAAAGACACCCGAGAGUAUUUGUCACCUACUGUAUAAGAGGAAGAACACACAGAGCUGUAACCAUGUCUGAAGCGCCUCCGAAACCAAAGCCAAAGAUCUCUGCAUCUCGCAGACUCUUCUUGAAGACCAAAUUGCUAAAGAAGGCCAUGACUAUGUUGGAAAAUGAGAAGCAAGUCAGAAAAGAUGAACGAGAGAGAACCCUCUCUGACAGAGUCCCAGCACUACAAAUGUCAGGCAUGUCUUUGCAGGAUCUACAGAAUCUUUGCAAAGAGCUCCACCAGAAAAUUGACGUGGUCGAUGAAGAACGGUAUGAUAUUAAUGCUAAAGUGAUGAAAAAUGAAAGGGAGAUACAGGACCUGUCACAGAAGAUCUUUGAGUUGAAGGGCAAGAUGAAGAGACCGAACCUGAGGAGGGUGAGGGUGUCUGCUGACGCCAUGCUGGGAGCUCUGCUGGGGGCUAAGGUCAAAGAGUCUGUGGACUUCAAGGCCAACCUCAAGACUGUGAAGAAGGAGGAGGAGAAGAAGGAGGAAGUGACUGACUGGCGUAAGAACGUGGACGCCAUGUCUGGUAUGGAGGGCAGAAAGAAGCUGUUUGAUGCCGGGCAGUAGAUAUUGUGGUGAACUUCUUUGUGAAGGUGCUUUAAAACAGGUGGAGCAAGUUCCUUUAUAAUGGAAAUGAACAUGAAAACCAGUUUAAAAAAGUAGUCUCUGGUACAGUUCAUGUUUCAAGUGUUUGUGUAAAUGACAGUAGAGAACAUGUGUAACCCAAUGACAAAUUAUAUCAUACAUAGUUUUUACAUAAUGUAGGGUGUAUUAUGAAAAGCACAUGUAUUUAAUUUAUCAGAGCACUAUACUGCUUUUGUAGCUUUUAGCACCCAUGUGAAGUCAUAUGCAGAAACACUAUUGGCUCUCUGGGCCACCUGCAGUGACGUUACUGACUUGCCUUUUGACCUCUGUUAGGUACGAGAAUAAACAGACAAGAAACAGAGAAAAUGCAGAUUGGCAUAUUUUUUUACAAUUAAUAAUCUGAAUUUAUACUUGACAAUACUGCGGACAAAAGCAUCUUUUCAAUUAUGGACUGAGAUGACAACCUAAAAAAUAGAGAACAACAUUUCUGUGUAUUCUUGUGCAUUUGAUGAUAUAUUUGACUGAUAAAGAGAAUGAAUACACAUUCCAGGAGCAGCUAAUGUUGGGGGUCAGUUUUUUCAUGGGCAAUGUUAUGAAUUGUGUAUCAAAUAAAAUGUGAAUGGAAUUGCUUGGA